GGAGUUGUCAGCAGGCAACAAUACUCCUGAACAAUUGCGUGCAUCGUUGGCUGCUUCUCUCCUUAUUAUAUAGACAUACCUCCAGCUUUGUAAUCUCCUUAUCGUACCUGGCCUGCUCGAAUGCAUUCCUAAGCGCGUGAGCUUCCUGACAGCAUCGUGCAUGUUUUGCGUCUUCUCUAAGAUAUACCUAUAUACAUCUGGAAUCAAUGGCGAACGCACUUUUCCAGAUGACUUCCUCGCGGUGAUGUCGGCGCUGUUAGGUGUCGGUCUAGGUCAACUGAUGGGACACUGCACUUUUUUCGUCCAAAAGAGGCAGUUUGAUUCGAUGGCAGACUACGACCUAACAGGACCCAGUGGGCCCAUUUUGUUCAUACUACCCUAUAUAACUGAGUGGCCCUGGUCAUUGGUCAUCCUCUACUCCGGUUACUCAAUCUUUUUUCCCUGUUUGACUUUCCUUCCAUCGAAGGGGUUUUGGCCGGAGGGAAAUACUCUUCUGUCGGACAGAGAGAGAUUCCUUGACUACUUCUUUCCGAGUACAGAGGCUAGUUUGACCGAUCUGGAUCAAGCGACUGCGCUGCUCGCUAGGAUGACGAUGCUUGGUUUCAGUCUAUACAGCGCUGCCGAUGCACAUUACAGGCCAUGGUGGGAGGAAGUGAGAAAGAGACGAGAAGAGAUUUCAAGAGAUGAAGAACGUCACAUAAGCGACUUGAUUCAAAGGUAUCAACUAGUGGGUCGACCAGGUCGAAGCCGAGUGAAGAUGGCAUGAAGUUGCGAAGCUGGAAUAGAACUGUGUGAACAUGUGAAAACAAGUCAACGGUGAACUUAAAUAUUCGAGUCACAGCACAAUUCAUGAUGCAGGAUUCUGGACAAGCUUUGGAAAGGAUUUUGGAGUUGUAGUGAUGGCGGAAAUGCGUUUCGGACUAGAGGUGUCUUGAUAUUGUUCCUUACUUUCUUCUAAAAGAUUACCCGCAAGAGUAAUGACGCUUAGGGAUCUAAUAUUAGUCUUCUGGAGCUUUGCCUCUGCCUAUGUUGAACAACAUCGGAAUACACAAGGGUAGAAAGUUGAGAAUGUGCAGAAGAAGGGUUUCAUCUAGAUUAUGU
Messenger RNA from Mollisia scopiformis, 1101 nucleotides. RefSeq lists its product as uncharacterized. The transcript has a single exon. The coding region runs from base 161 to 766 and encodes 201 amino acids. Lineage: Eukaryota; Fungi; Ascomycota; Leotiomycetes; Helotiales; Mollisiaceae. The record is from RefSeq and is a predicted model, not a curated record.